GUGUGGUGCGACACAUUGACACAAUGAAAUCUUUUGUUUCAUCGUUAUCAUUUCUUUGUGCAAUUAUUGUACUGACCAAUGCCGAAUUGGAAUUCGAUAAAUUAAAAGUGGAAAUCUAUUAUGAAACUCUGUGCCCGGAUAGUAUGCGUUUUGUACGCAAUCAAUUGUAUGGUGCCAUGAUCGAUGGAAGGCUACUGCAGUUUAGCGAAUUGGUAUUUAUACCCUAUGGCAAGGUUGGGUCUUGGACAAAUCCCAGUACCAAUGAGACGACCCUCUAUUGUCAACACGGUAAUCGGGAAUGUGAAUUGAAUGCCCUGCAUGCCUGCAUUGUCGAACACAAUACAAUGCGUGAACAAUUGGAUAUGAUAACGUGUCUAUUGAAUGGUUAUUCUACAGAUGUCGAUACGUGUGCCACCCAACUAAAUAUCGAUGUUACGGCAGCCAAAAAUUGCAAAGCCACACGAUCAACGGUGGAUAUUCUAAAGAAAUAUGGUGAUAUGACAGAUGCCAUUGAUAUGACAUUUGUACCAUCGAUUGGUCUUGGUGGGGUAUUUGACCCCUGGAAGCAAAGAAGUAUUCUACACAAUUUCGCCAGAGUAUUUUGCCGUAAAUAUCGAGAAAAAUAUGAUGUUGAUCUGCAAGAUUGUUAUUGA
Musca vetustissima is the source of this 653-nucleotide messenger RNA. RefSeq names its product GILT-like protein 3. Gene Ontology annotation, molecular function: oxidoreductase activity, acting on a sulfur group of donors, disulfide as acceptor. NCBI's taxonomy places the organism in Eukaryota, Metazoa, Arthropoda, Insecta, Diptera, Muscidae. The transcript is spliced from 5 exons. The record is from RefSeq and is a predicted model, not a curated record. Bases 24 to 653 code for a protein of 209 amino acids.